Molecule: messenger RNA, 1616 nt
Organism: Spodoptera exigua (beet armyworm)
Lineage: Eukaryota; Metazoa; Arthropoda; Insecta; Lepidoptera; Noctuidae
Source: the annotation of a GenBank genome assembly
GGAAGUGUAGUGGGUGACUCUAUGGUACCAUGGACACCAAAUGUGACAGUGAAGAAGCCCCAACGACCUUCGAAGAUGCCCUCGACAAAACAGGUAACGGCCUGUAUAAUAUUCUGCUCGUGAUGACCUGUUCCCUCAUACUCCUGGCCAUCGGAAUAGACCUGUUCGGCUUCAGUCUGGUGGUGGCAGCAGCUUGUGACCUUCAACUGACCGUCGUGCAGAAAGGGAUCCUCACAUCUUUACCUUUUGUUGGUAUUCUUCUCGUCUCAUACUUAUGGGGCUACGUUUCCGACACCAAGGGACGUCGGUUUACCCUCGUCAUCCCUCUGUUGCUGUCCUUCAUACUCUCCUGCAUCAGCAGUCUAGCUCCACACUGGCUUUUCUUAGGGCUCGUCAAGUUUCUGUGUGUUUGUUUUGCCUGUGCCGCCAACUCUGCCACUUACACGUUGGUAGGUGAGUCCUGUAUACAAAGGGUGAGGAACCGCUACAUGCUGCUCAUGACCUGCCUGAUUCUACUGUCUCCUGCUGUAGCUGGCAUUCUGACCUACCCAACCUUAAAACUGGACUUCGCGAUUGAACUGUCCUGGUUAAACAUAGUCUACAAGCCCUGGAGACUGCUCAUCGUGGUUCUUGCUCUACCGUCGGGGAUAGGAGCACUAGCUAUUUAUUUCUUCUGCGAAUCUCCCAAAUUCCUCUUCAAUUCUGGCAGAAGCGAUGAAGCGUUGGAUGUAUUGAGGCAUAUCUACAAUGUCAAUCAUAGAGGUUCUAAAGAAGAAUACACUGUACAUUCCCUAAGCUUAGGAGAUUAUACGCCAAGGAAGCAGAUGAGCCUCAUCAGAGCGAUGUAUGAGCAAAGUGCUCCCCUCUUCAGACCUCCCUACGUAUGGAGGAGUGCACAGCUGUUCUACAUCGUCGCAGUCGUGUACAUCACGAACAAUAGCUUCUUAGUGUGGCUCCCAUAUAUCCUAAACCUGAUCAGGCUCUCAAUGGACAGCGGAACAGCGACUGGAAACAUUUGUGAGCUGAUCAGCACCAAGCCCUUAGCUAUUGGAAAUUCUACAAAGAAUAUUACCCACGAAGUCUGCACGGGCACCGUAGAGCACAACGUGAUCUUAACUCUCAUUGCCUCCCAAUCAGUCUUCGCUUUCUUCAACUUUCUCAUCUCCUACCUUCAAAAUAGAAGAAGAAUAGUGCUGAUCUGCAUCCUCUGCCUAUCCUCCAUUAGUGGGACCUGCCUCAAUUUGGUACCAGAGCCUAUCUCCAGCGUGUUCUUCUUCAUGGUCUUUACCUGUACUUGCUUGGGUAUGGGCAUCCUGGCCUCUUACUUCGUGGAUAUAUAUCCUACUUCUUAUAGGGGCAUGGCUGCCUGCCUCAGUAUCAUGGUGGGUCGAAGCAGUACAUUCAUCGGCAUCAACGUAGUUGGAAACCUUAUAUUCCACCACUGCCAGGUCACCUUCUACUUGUGGUCUCUUCUUGUUUUAACUAGUGCAGUAGCAGCCUGGUUCCUGCCACCAGACAAGCCAGCAGUUUCAAACACAAAUGUCAAUGAAAGGGUGAAAAUGUUGAAUAAUGCAAAGGUUAAAUCUACGGAUAGCAACGAGCCUGAACAGUGUUGA